Molecule: messenger RNA, 2715 nt
Organism: Penicillium atrosanguineum
Lineage: Eukaryota; Fungi; Ascomycota; Eurotiomycetes; Eurotiales; Aspergillaceae
Gene: chsG
Product: chitin synthase class III
Exons: 6
Coding region: 1-2715 (904 amino acids)
Cellular component (GO): cell septum; cell periphery
Molecular function (GO): chitin synthase activity
Source: RefSeq, a predicted model, not a curated record
AUGGCCUAUCAAGGGUCUGGCGCGCAUUCACCCAAGUACGAAGAUGGUCAUGGGUUGCAGGAUGUGCCUGCCUCCCAGUAUCGUGAAGAUGAGGAUGCAUCCCGAGGCCUCCUCUCUCACCAACAAGGCCCUUUCGCAACGCCCUUUGACGAUCCUCACUCCCGGGGAGUCUCGCCCGUGCGCCCCGCAUCGGGUUACAGCCUGACCGAGACCUACGCUACCGAAUCAUCCCCGAAUUACCAGGACCCUUACGCGACAGGCUCUGUGUACUCCGGCCAUUCCGAAAGCCCCGCUGCAGCUUUCGGUGUACCCGGUAGAGCCGCGUCUCCAUAUGCCCGAAGCGAAACCUCGUCCACCGAGGCCUGGCGCCAGCGACAAGCACCCGGUGGUGGACCCGGUGGUGGUGCUGGCGGCGGUAACCUGCGCCGAUAUGCCACGCGCAAGGUCAAGCUGGUUCAAGGCUCUGUCCUGAGUGUGGACUACCCGGUGCCCAGUGCUAUUCAGAAUGCCAUCCAAGCCAAGUAUCGUAACGACCUGGAAGGCGGUAGCGAGGAGUUCACGCAUAUGCGAUAUACCGCCGCGACAUGCGAUCCCAACGAGUUUACUCUCCACAACGGUUACAACCUGCGGCCAGCGAUGUAUAACCGGCAUACCGAGCUUUUGAUCGCCAUCACCUACUACAACGAGGACAAGACCCUGACCGCUCGUACACUCCAUGGUGUGAUGCAAAACAUUCGUGAUAUUGUGAAUAUUAAAAAAUCCGAGUUCUGGAACAAGGGUGGACCCGCAUGGCAGAAGAUCGUCGUUGCACUAGUGUUCGACGGUAUCGAUCCUUGCGACAAAGAUACUCUGGAUGUUCUGGCCACCGUGGGUAUUUACCAGGAUGGUGUCAUGAAGCGUGAUGUUGACGGAAAGGAGACUGUGGCGCAUAUCUUCGAAUACACGACCCAGCUGUCCGUCACACCUAACCAGCAGCUCAUUCGUCCGACCGACGAUGGACCAAGCACUCUCCCCCGCAAGAAGAUCAACUCUCACCGCUGGCUUUUCAAUGCUUUUGGUCGUAUUCUGAACCCAGAGAUCUGUAUCCUGUUGGAUGCUGGAACCAAGCCCGCCCCGAAGUCUCUGCUGUACCUCUGGGAGGCUUUUUACAACGAUAAGGAUCUGGGUGGUGCUUGUGGUGAGAUUCACGCUAUGUUGGGCAAGGGCUGGCGCAAUUUGAUCAACCCCUUGGUGGCAGGGCAGAACUUCGAGUACAAGAUCAGUAACAUCUUGGACAAGCCCCUCGAGAGUUCAUUUGGCUACGUCAGUGUCUUGCCAGGUGCGUUCUCUGCGUACCGGUUCCGCGCCAUCAUGGGGCGUCCACUGGAGCAAUAUUUCCAUGGUGACCACACCUUGUCCAAACAACUGGGUAAGAAGGGUAUCGAAGGUAUGAACAUCUUCAAAAAGAAUAUGUUCUUGGCCGAGGACCGUAUUCUUUGUUUCGAGUUGGUCGCCAAGGCCGGCUCCAAAUGGCAUCUGUCGUACGUGAAGGCUUCCAAGGCCGAAACUGACGUACCUGAAGGUGCUGCAGAAUUCAUCUCGCAGCGUCGUCGUUGGUUGAAUGGAUCGUUUGCAGCCGGUAUCUAUUCACUGAUGCAUUUUGGUCGUAUGUACAAAAGUGGGCACAACAUCAUCCGCAUGUUCUUCCUACACAUCCAGAUGUUGUAUAACAUCUUCAACACCAUUCUCACCUGGUUCUCGCUUGCCUCCUACUGGCUGACGACCACCGUCAUCAUUGACCUGGUCGGCACCCCCAGUGAAAGCAACAAGGAAUCGGCAUUCCCAUUUGGCAAGACCGCAACACCCAUCGUGAACACCAUCAUCAAGUAUGUAUACUUGGGAUUCUUGCUGCUUCAAUUCAUCCUUGCGCUCGGCAACCGUCCCAAGGGCUCCAAGUUCUCGUACCUGGCUUCCUUUAUCGCAUUCGGUAUCAUCCAGGUGUACAUUGUGGUCGACUCUCUCUAUCUGGUGAUUCGCGCCUUUGGUGGAGGUGCGCCGAUGGACUUUACGACCGAUCAGGGUGUGGGGGCUUUCCUCAAGUCGUUCUUCGGCUCCUCUGGUGCAGGUAUCAUUAUUAUUGCUUUGGCUGCUACCUUUGGCCUCUAUUUCGUCGCGUCAUUUAUGUAUGCCGAUCCAUGGCACAUGUUCACCUCUUUCCCCGCCUACAUGGUCCUGCAGUCCUCUUAUAUCAACAUCCUCAACGUCUAUGCUUUCAGCAACUGGCAUGAUGUGUCCUGGGGUACCAAGGGUUCCGAUAAGGCUGAUGCACUGCCAUCUGCUACGACGACCAAGGAGGAGGGUAGUAAAGAGGCGGUCAUAGAGGAAAUUGACAAGCCGCAAGCCGAUAUCGACAGUCAGUUCGAAACCACGGUCAAGCGUGCGCUCACCCCCUAUGUUGCACCUGUGGAGCACGACGAGAAGUCUCUGGAAGAUUCGUACAAGAGCUUCCGUACUCGUCUCGUCACCUUCUGGAUUUUCAGUAAUGCCUUCCUUGCGGUCUGCAUUACCAGUGAAGCGGUGGAUAAGUUCGGAUUCACGAACACUGCUACUGUUCGUACUGCCCGUUUCUUCCAGGCCCUUUUGUGGUCCAAUGCCAUCAUGGCCCUGUUCCGCUUCAUCGGUGCCUGUUGGUUCCUGGGCCGCACCGGUAUUAAGUGCUGCUUCGCACGCCGGUAG